This is a messenger RNA of Adineta steineri, 1137 nucleotides long. NCBI's taxonomy places the organism in Eukaryota, Metazoa, Rotifera, Eurotatoria, Adinetida, Adinetidae. The record is from the annotation of a GenBank genome assembly.
AUGAACAGUAGUUUACUUGGUAAUGGUAAUAGCGGUGGUGGCGGUGGUGGUGGUAGUAAUACUCCACUUGUAUUAAGUCUUCCACCAGUUCCUCAAUUAGUUAUAUUAGGUAUUAUAUUUGUCGCAUCAGUUGCUCUCAAUUGUAUAUCAAUAAUAAGUAUUGUUGGUGCCCGAGCAAUAACACCAAUAAAUCUAUUAAUUAUAAAUUUGGCUGUCAGUGAUAUUGUUUAUUCAUUGACCAUUCCGAUAUUUGCCGUACAUAUUGUUAUUCCAUGGUGGCCAUUUGGUCGUGUUGGUUGUCAAUUGGCUAUUGCUAUUGAUAUUAUUGCUAUGAUCGUUGGUGUUUAUACAAUAACAGCAUUAAGUGUUGAACGGUAUAUGGAUGUACGUGAAACAUCACGACGUUAUAAUGAUCAAGUUAAAUCAGCAUUAGUCUUAGGUUAUAUAGUUGUAUUAUGGAUAUUUGCAAUAUUAUUUCCAUUACCAAUGUCUUCAUCAUUAUUUGUUCAUAAUCGUUCUCGAGCUGCAUUAGUGUCUGGUGUAAGCGAAUGUAAAUCACGUUGGACAGCUAAUGAAUUAUCACGUUAUGUACAAUUAAAAUUUGCUUGUGCAUUUUUACUUCCAUCAUUAAUAACAUGUACAUUUUCAUUUCGUUUAAUAUUAUUUCUUCAUCGUUGGUCAAUGAGAUCACGACGUUUAUCAUUAUCACAUCGUUCAUUAAAUACAUAUAAAAGACGUGCAACAACACUUGUUUUAUUAAUAAUCAUAUUAUUUUUUGUACUUUGGUCACCAUUAUGGAUACUUCAACUUUAUGAUACAUUUAAUGAACGUGGACCAACACAAUAUAUACAAAUAUUAAAUUUUGUAACAUUAGUUUUUGUUUAUGCAAAUGGUUUAUUAAAUCCAUUACUUUAUUUAAUAUUAACACAAAAUUUUCGUGAUUAUAUAAGAACAAAUAAAUGGUCAACAUGGAAAUCACGACAACGUUCAAAAAAUAAUCAAACAUUUUUUUAUACAACAAAACCAAUUAUUAUUAAUGAAAAUCAAAUUCCUGAACAACAAACAAGUGGAAUUUUACAUAAUGAUGAUGAUCAACAUGCUUUUGUACGAAAUGAGCCAAGUUCAGCUGCUAAUUAA